This is a messenger RNA of Pteropus alecto (black flying fox), 521 nucleotides long. RefSeq names its product microsomal glutathione S-transferase 2 (gene MGST2). The transcript is spliced from 4 exons. Lineage: Eukaryota; Metazoa; Chordata; Mammalia; Chiroptera; Pteropodidae. Gene Ontology annotation, cellular component: endoplasmic reticulum; nuclear envelope; membrane. Gene Ontology annotation, molecular function: glutathione peroxidase activity; leukotriene-C4 synthase activity; enzyme activator activity. The coding region runs from base 82 to 417 and encodes 111 amino acids. The record is from RefSeq and is a predicted model, not a curated record. Gene Ontology annotation, biological process: leukotriene biosynthetic process.
GCAGAUUUUAACAUUAAUUCCUCUUUACUUGCAGGUUAUUUUGCUUUGCAGGUAGGAAAGGCAAGAUUAAAAUACAAAGUUAUGCCUCCAGCAGUCUCUGGGUCACCAGAGUUUGAGAGAAUAUUUCGUGCACAACAAAACUGUGUGGAAUUUUACCCCGUAUUCCUGAUUACAUUGUGGAUGGCUGGUUGGUAUUUCCACCAAGUUUUUGCUACCUGUCUGGGUCUGGUGUAUAUAUAUGAACGUUACCAGUAUUUCUGGGGAUAUUCAGAAGAUGCUAACAAAAGAUUGACUGGUUUCCGGUUGAGUCUGGGGAUUUUGGCCUUGCUGGCUGUCCUAGGCUCCCUGGGGAUUGCAAACAGCUUUCUGGAUGAAUACCUGCACCUCAAUAUUGCCAAGAAGCUGAGGCACUUCUAGCUUUCCACCUCCCUUUGCUCGAAUGUUAGCAGAAGAUGUUUCAACUCCAAAGGUUAACCAUAUGGUAUCACUCGUUCAUCUGAAAAAUAAAUAAAUUAAAAGUC